Lolium rigidum is the source of this 1092-nucleotide messenger RNA. RefSeq names its product B-cell receptor-associated protein 31-like. Gene Ontology annotation, cellular component: endoplasmic reticulum membrane; endoplasmic reticulum. The transcript has 2 exons. The record is from RefSeq and is a predicted model, not a curated record. Gene Ontology annotation, biological process: endoplasmic reticulum to Golgi vesicle-mediated transport; intracellular protein transport. Bases 150 to 794 code for a protein of 214 amino acids. NCBI's taxonomy places the organism in Eukaryota, Viridiplantae, Streptophyta, Magnoliopsida, Poales, Poaceae.
UGUGAGUUCCAGACCAGAAGCAGCUAAAAAAAAGAAAAUUGAAAUCUCUCUCAUUCGCACUUCCUCCGAAUCCCCAAACUCCCAAGAUCCUCCUCGACCUCGGUCUUAUCGAAUCCAAUCAACGCGGCGCAUCUGUUACGCCAGCGGCGAUGAUCCAGCUCCUGUUCGUUGUGCUGGUGGGUGAGGCGGCCGUGGCGACGGCGCUGCUAUUCAAGACGCCGCUGCGGAAGCUCGCCGUGCUGGGCCUUGACCGCCUCAAGCGCGGCCGCCGCGCGCCCGUCGCCGUCAAGACCGUCGCCGGCGUGGUCCUCACCCUCCUCGCCUCCACGCUCUAUAGCAUGGCCGAGAUCAGCGGCCGCGUCGGGGACCCCGAGUCCGGCGGCGGCGCCGCCCUCUCGCCCACCGACCAGGUUCUCUUCUCGCGUCAUCUCCUCGAGGCGUCCCUCAUGGGGUACUCCCUAUUUCUCGCUCUAGUUAUUGACCGCCUCCACCAGUACAUCAGAGAACUACGUGGGUUAAAGAAGAAUGUAGAGGCUGCAUCGAAGCAGAACAAAAUGUUAGAGGAAGCAAAGCAUGGAAGUUCUGAGGAGAAACUAAAAUACCAGGAAGAGAUCACCACUCUGAACGAGGAGAUGAAGAAACUGAAGCUACAAGUUCAAGAAAAGACUGAGGAAGUCCAUAUUGCUGAGGACAAGACGCUUGCAAUUCAAAAACAAUCCGAAAGUUUGCUGCUUGAGUAUGACCGGCUCCUGGAGGACAAUCAGCAUCUCCGGGAGCAGCUGCAGUCAAAUUGAUCUCAGGCACUCCGGUUCUUGAGAGUAGAAUAUUCAAUAGCAUUAUCCUAUCAUGAACUUACUUUCUGUUGCAAGAAAUUAUCUAUUUUGUUUUAGUGGCACUAUUCCCAUAGGAUGUUUAUACCCAAAGAACAUGCUAAUUUAGUCGUGCCUCACUUUUGCCGUCUUUACUGAACAGUAUAUUGCAACCGAUACUGAUUAGGCGAUUACAUGAGUAGUGCUCUAGAAAAUCUUUGUUGUUCUUAUGAUGAAUUAAGGUUCCAUUCGUAUGAUCGAAUAUGAGAACUGAAGUUUAGUA